AUGAUCGGCUUGGGCUGGUUACCUGCGGGCUCCCAUGUUGAAUCCGAUUGGAUCCAAUCGGGUCCGAUUCCAGUAACAUAUAGGUUUUUACGCUUACAGGCUCGGUUAGAACAAAUCAAAGAUAAUAAAUCGGGUGAACAAUUGAUGAACAACGGAAACGACAAUGAAAUGGCGAAGGCUGUUUCAAAAUUUUAUUCGAAUGGUUUGUUGCAAGGUAAGCGGCAAAUACAGUAA
Molecule: messenger RNA, 234 nt
Organism: Adineta ricciae
Lineage: Eukaryota; Metazoa; Rotifera; Eurotatoria; Adinetida; Adinetidae
Source: the annotation of a GenBank genome assembly